UCUCAGACAACUCCAUGCUCAGACAUACUCUCUCCUCCUUCACUUUCUCUCUCUACAUUUCCUCAAUCACUCAUGAUCUCCUCGCAAUCUCUCGAUUCAGACCUCUUCUCACUCUCCUCAAUUUCUGCCAGAGUCACUGCAGAUUUCUAGGGUGGUUGUUUUUGUUCAUUCCAAAUAUUCGAUGAUUCUUGGAUGUUUUCGCUCGAUUUGCCCUAAUUUAUCGGUGAUUGUGGCUGGAAUCAGUGCUCAGCCAGUGAAAAACUAAGAAGCCAGCUUCUUUGACAGGUUUUUAUUUGGUUCCUUCAUCUGAAGCACACUCAACCUUUGUCUAGCAUUUUAAAUCUGGUAGAAGCUCGUGUGGUGAAUCCACUGUAGGGCCAAAGAAUUGAAGCUCUCUCUGUCUUGAGCUGUAUUUAGUUCCAUAUCUGGUUUUUACUUCAUGUACAACUGCUAUAUAAUACAUUUGGAUAUUCGAGAGUGGAUUUACUUCAGAAGAAACUUGCCCUCAAUUUGUUUAAAUUUUUAGAAUAAACAAUAUGCCUUCAUGGUGGGGAAAAUCAUCAUCCAAAGAAGCAAAGAAGAAAACAAACAAGGAAAGUUUCAUCGACACAUUACAUCGAAAAUUUAAGAUUCCAUCUGAAGGUAAGGUGAGCAAUAGAUCAGGAGGGUCUCAUAGACGGUGCAGUGAUACAAUAUCAGAGAAGGGAUCUCAAUCCCGAGCAGAAUCAAGAUCACCAUCACCUUCCAAACUAGUGUCAAGAUGUCAAAGUUUUGUUGAAAGGCCUAAUGCCCAACCACUUCCACUUCCUGGUCGGCACCCUGCAAGUGUGGGUCGUACUGAUUCUGGAAUCAGUAUAUCAACAAAACAAAGACUGGAAAAAGGCUCCAAGUCAUCCUUUCUUCCUCUCCCAAGACCCAGAUGCAUUGGGGGCAGACCCGAUCCUACAGAUUUAGAUGGUGAUUUUGUUGCUUCAGUUUAUAGCGAAGGUUCCACUGAUAGUGAAGAUGCAGCUGACUCACAUCAUCGUAGUCCCCAGGCAACUGACUAUGAUAAUGGGACUAGAACUGCUGCAAGCAUAUUUUCUAGUGUAAUGCUCAAGGAUCAGUCACCUGUUGCUCAUGUAAACGCAAGGGAGGCACAAAAACCAGCUAAUCUUUUGUUUAGUAAUCAUAUUUCCCCUACAUCACCUAAACGGAGGCCUUUAAGCAGCCAUGUACCAAAUUUACAGGUCCCUUAUCAUGGUGCUUUCGGCAGUGCUCCAGACAGCUCAAUGUCAAGUCCUUCAAGAAGUCCAUUGAGAGCAUUUGGCACUGACCAAGGUUUGAACUCUGCUUUCUGGGCUGGGAAACCUUAUUCAGAUGUUACUUUACUUGGAUCUGGCCAAUGCUCCAGUCCAGGUUCAGGUCAGAAUUCUGGGCACAAUUCAAUGGGAGGAGAUAUGUCAGGACAGUUGUUUUGGCAACCCAGCAGGGGCAGCCCGGAGUAUUCUCCUAUACCUAGUCCCAGAAUGACAAGCCCUGGUCCCAGCUCCAGAAUUCAUAGUGGUGCAGUCACACCUCUUCAUCCCAGAGCUGGAGGAGCAGCCUCUGAAUCCCAGACAAGCUGGCCAGAUGAGGGGAAACAACAAAGCCACCGGUUGCCCCUUCCUCCUGUAGCAGUUUCUUCUUCUUCACCUUUCUCUCAUUCAAAUUCACCAGCAGCAUCUCCCUCUGUCCCACGCAGUCCAGGAAGAGCAGAGGCUCCAACAAGCCCAGGCUCUCGCUGGAAAAAGGGAAAGUUGCUGGGAAGAGGCACAUUUGGACAUGUUUAUGUUGGCUUUAACAGUGAAAGUGGUGAAAUGUGUGCAAUGAAGGAGGUGACACUAUUUUCAGAUGAUGCAAAGUCAAAGGAAAGUGCAAAACAGUUGGGGCAAGAAAUUGUUCUGCUUAGCCGCUUAUGCCAUCCAAACAUUGUGCAGUAUUAUGGAUCUGAAACGGUUGGUGACAAACUUUAUAUAUACUUGGAGUAUGUAUCUGGUGGCUCCAUCUAUAAACUUCUUCAAGAAUAUGGCCAACUUGGUGAACUAGCAAUUCGUAGCUAUACCCAACAAAUCUUGUCAGGGCUCGCCUAUUUGCAUGCUAAAAAUACUGUCCAUAGGGAUAUUAAAGGGGCAAAUAUACUUGUAGACCCAAGUGGUCGAGUCAAGUUAGCAGAUUUUGGAAUGGCAAAGCAUAUCACUGGGCAGUCAUGUCCUUUAUCAUUCAAGGGAAGCCCAUACUGGAUGGCACCUGAGUUGUUCGCUCAGGUUAUAAGGAAUUCAAAUGGUUGCAACCUUGCUGUGGAUAUUUGGAGUCUAGGGUGCACAGUUUUGGAAAUGGCCACAACAAAACCACCCUGGAGUCAGUUUGAAGGGGUUGCUGCAAUGUUCAAGAUUGGGAAUAGUAAGGACCUCCCAGCAAUUCCUGAUCACCUUUCAGAUGAAGGUAAGGAUUUUGUAAGGCAGUGCUUGCAACGAAAUCCACUACAUCGUCCAACAGCUGCUCAGCUCUUGGAGCAUCCUUUCGUGAAAAAUGCUGCACCUCUGGAAAGACCUAUUUUGUCCCCUGAAACUUCAGAUCCACCUCCUGGAGUUACCAAUGGAGUGAAAUCUCUGGGAAUCGGACAUGCUAAAAAUCUUUCAUCCUUGGAUUCAGAAAGACUUGCAGUUCAUUCGUUUAGAGUUUUAAAAACUGGUUCCCAUUCAAGUGAUCCUCAUAUUGCGAGGAAUAUAUCAUGUCCUGUCUCUCCUAUUGGGAGCCCUCUUUUGCAUUCAAGGUCACCUCAACACCUGAAUGGAAGAAUGUCUCCUUCUCCUAUAUCCAGUCCUCGUACCACUUCUGGCCCAUCCACGCCUUUGACAGGUGGCAGUGGUGCCAUUCCAUUUCCUCAUCUAAAACCAUCAGUUUACCUGCAAGAGGGAUUUGGAAACGUUUCUAAGCCCCUAAACAAUCCCUAUUCCAACGGCCCCUCCUAUCAUGAUCCAAAUGCCGACAUCUUUCGAGGGAUGCAGCUAGGGUCUCACAUAUUCCCAGAAAGUGAUGCUCUUGGAAAGCAGUUUGGGAGGACUGCUCAUGUAGAAUUGUAUGAUGGGCAGUCAGUCUUAGCUGAUCGCGUCUCUCGGCAGCUCUUAAGGGAUCAAGUGAAGAUGAAUCCAUCUCUGGAUCUUAGUCCCUCCUCUAUGUUGCCCAGCCGGAACACUGGAAUCUAACUUCAUACGUUGUUUGGAAACCCACCUACCAUCCAAAUCAAGCUCUUCUGUUUGACAGAUUGUUUUCUGGUUCUACAGGAUCAAUUUAUUCGUCAAAUAGUUUGCAAUAAGGAUCCAAAGUUGAAACUGUGGAAUAAGUUGGACUUUUGGAAGAAGAUGUGGUGGAAGACUUACCGCCGAUCAUGGAUUCUUGUGUCCAUGGUUAUGGUGUUUUAAGUUCUUCACAUCAAGAGUGAGCCAGGCUAUUUAAUGGAAGUGAUUUUCUCCUGAUGGGUGUCAAGCAGCAGCCAUCUAUUCAGUGGAAUCUUGCCUCCUAGCAAAUAAAGAAGUUGCUGUGUUGCAGUAGUUUAAGGUAUAUGAUGCUGCAUCGAAUUGUACAAAAUUGAGUGCCCUAAAAUCUAUUCAUCUGACACUCCACUGAUCUGAGGUAUGAAAAUUUGAUUUUUCCAAGCGAGAGAGGUGGCUUCUGAUGAUCAAAAUGGGUUGCAGUUCCUUCAAUAUUGUAGUGAAAAAAAAAAAAAAGAACUGUAUGUCAGAUCAUCAAAUAGAAGAAAAAAGGAAGUCCGGAACGGUCUCUAGCUUUUAGACUAUUUUUUGGGGGUCUGAAACUGAUGUACAGGAGUUGGGUAUGGGUCCGGGUUUAGGCUCGGGCGGAGUCAAAUUCACCUGGUUGCAGGGCUUAUGACAGCUCUCAGUCUCAGGUGUAACUUAUCAUGAAAUACCCUGCCACCUGAUUUGUUGUAUGUACAUUACCACUUCAGUAAAUUGAAGAAAUCUAAUUUCAAGGCCUAUUUUUUCA
This is a messenger RNA of Vitis vinifera (wine grape), 4026 nucleotides long. Its product is annotated as mitogen-activated protein kinase kinase kinase YODA. The transcript is spliced from 12 exons. Gene Ontology annotation, biological process: protein phosphorylation. The record is from RefSeq and is a predicted model, not a curated record. Gene Ontology annotation, molecular function: protein kinase activity; ATP binding. NCBI's taxonomy places the organism in Eukaryota, Viridiplantae, Streptophyta, Magnoliopsida, Vitales, Vitaceae. The coding region runs from base 537 to 3227 and encodes 896 amino acids.